ACAUGAACAUCCUUCUCAGUCGACAUUCACACCUUAAAUUUAAUGAAACAAAUAAGAAUUAACAGGAACAGUGUAUCUGAUUGUUAUUGUAGGUAUGUCUAAGCAAUAGGUUAAAAACUGUUUAACUAGUAAAUCUGUAUAAUAACCCAUACUUGUAGUUAUAAUAUACAUAUAUAUAUAUAUAUGUACUAGCUGUAAAUCUAGGGAAGAGCGGUGCCUCCCAACACAAGCAUUGUUUUGCUUACCGGGCGGCUCCAUCCCCUGCAUCACAAAAAUGUAUAUUAUUAAGCAAUAAAGAAUUUUGUAUUUGUAUUUUUGUAUAUUCAACCAAAUUCAACUUAAACAUGAAGAUGUCAUGGUUGCUAAAUAAAUUAAUAGUUUAAAAAACACUAGAAAACCACGCUUUUUUAAAUGCACGUAAUGGCUCCUCUACACGAUGGCCCAGCGUAGGCCAGUCCUAGGGACGCAUUUAUGCGUUAGAGGUAAGGUCCGACCGAGAUCUCGGUCUCGGCAUUCUCGGCCAAAAUGGGCCGAGAUUCUUGCCGAGACCGAGACUAGGCAAUGAUUUAUCAUUGGUGAAUUUGAAUUUUCCGCGCACGAGCGCCGGGGUCUAAGUCACCCGUUGAUUGCAUCGCCCGGUUGGUGUGACGUUUUUUGUGAUUUUGAUUGGUUUCGUACCAACAUUUAAAGCCAAUUACUUAUCAAAUACUAAGUGUUGGGAUGGGAUAGGCGCGGUUGCAAGUAAUGACUUGAUCAUUUGGGUCUUUUCGUUUUGUGGUUGUUGUUAUUGAUUAAUAAAUGAGUGUAUAUCGUAAUGGAUGUAACUUCGAUGAACUUGUUGUGAGUGGAAGAUGACACUGGAUAUUUUGAUAUAUAUUUGUGUUAACGGGAAAAAGCAAACAGUAGGUAAAUACAAAACGACACCUGUGGCGGAUAUUUUGGGUUACAAUAUAGAACUCUUUAUUUUGAAUUUUGUUAUUCGUACCUCUUUUUGUGCAUAUCCGUACUGAAAAAACCAGCCAAGUGCGUGUCGGACCACGCAUAAUGGAAGGUUCCGUACCUUCAUACAAUACAAAAAAGCCGUACAAGCAAAAGAGCGUAUAUUAGUGGCACUUUCGUUAUUUUAAUAAGAAGAUCAGUUUUUUUAUUACUCUUAAAUGGCUUAACCGACCAUAUUCAAAAUAAUUUUCCUGAAAAAUUAUUUGCUUAUUAAGCUUUAUUAUUGAGAUAUUUUUAAAUGGUUUUGCUCUCCCGGUUCGAAAGUUAGUGGAGAUCACACUAUUUUUUAGGGAGCAAUUAUUUCUAAAAGUAUUUACUUAAUCAAUAAAACUUUUUUAGCAAGCUUUAUGUCCUGGCAGAAUAUCAGUGCCUCUCCCAUAGGGUGAAGCGUAAUACUGAGCCAGAACCCUUUUGUUUUGCUGCGACGCACACAACAUUUCCUAUAUGUAUGUAACAGUAUUAUUUAAAUGUAUUUUUUUUCUUUCUACUUCUAUUUUGUAUAAAUGUGUAUUUCUCUCGUAUAAUUUUGUAUUAUCUGUUUUUUUGUCAUUUUAUUAAUUGUAUUUCCUGUGUGUAUUGUGGCAAACAAAUAAACGGAUUAUCUAUCUAUCUAUCUUAUGUACUUUUAAAGACCUAUCUAAUGAUGUGCCACGUGAUUUUUUUAAGUAUUAGUUACAUUUAUAUGGAGUAUAUAUUUGAAAAUAUAUUUUACAAUUUUUUUUCGAAACUAAGAAGCGACUUACAUAAUACAUCUACACCUAUGUUCCAAAUUUGGUUAUAAAAUAUAUCAUAUAUUUUUUGAGUAAAAUGGCUGUGACAUACGCACAGACCGACAGACAUAAGGACAUGACGAAUCUAUAAUCGUUCCAUUUUUGCCAUUUUGGCUACGGAACCCUUAACUAUAUUCUGAUAAAUCGUCGAAUUUCGAUUAUAAAAACAUUUAUAGUGUAAAAUACGUCUUUUUUUGCUAUUUUAUAAAUACUCGGUCUCGGUCUCGGCCGAGAACCCCAUUGAAUCUCGGUCUCGGUCUCGGUCUCGGCCGAGACAAAAAAAGCGUUCUCGGUCGGACCUUAGUUAGAGGGAGCAAAUAAUAUUGCUAUCUCAUUUCACCGCAUAACUGCGUCCCUUAGACUGGCCUAGGCUGGGCCAUUGUGUAGAGGAGCCUUAAAAAAUUGAAACCUGAUCGUGUUCAAAGUCCAUUACGCGACCUUUUUCACAAGUGCAAAAACCGACAAAACCGGAUUUUUUUACUGUAACCAAAACUGACAGCUACGACACUAACGUCACUAAACUAACCUAAAAAUCCUACAAUUAUUCACUGAAAAGAUAAUAACAUGUAAAUUAAAUAUUAUAACUAAAAAAGAAAAAUGUCGCGUAUCAUUAACUACGGCAUUAAACACUUAUGCGCUGCUACUAAAGGAAUUCAUCUUCACAAUCGAGGUCCACUUGUGCACAAUGUAAGCCGAAGUAGCAGCAGUACUCCUCCAAGUACUGAAUCCUUUAUUAAUAAUAUGACCGAUUGGGAGACUUUAAGUAAAAAGAAAAAGAUAAGUAAAGCUAUGAAAUCUUAUUUAGAGAGAGCUCAGGCACAUGACGAGUUCAUGAAAAGGCAGGAAUUCGAGUAUAAAAUAGGCAAAAGACAUCUUGCUAAUAUGAUGGGUGAAGACCCCGAAACUUUUACUCAAAAAGAUGUGGACAGAGCCAUUGAGUACUUGUUCCCUAGUGGUAUCUAUGAUAGAGCCGCUCGGCCUUUGAUGAAGCCUCCAGAAGAAGUUUUUCCAGCACGAAAGGCUGCAGAGUUUGAUGAAGCUGGCAGGCCACACCACUUUUUAUUUUACACCGGCAAGCCAAAUUACUACAAGCUACUGUAUGAUGCGGUUGAGAGCAUACAAGACCUGUACAAGUUUGAGGAUAGAGUGAUCAGGAAGCAAGCUACACCUGACCCUAAUGGCUCCAUGAACCUUGUCAGCAGUGUAUGGUUGAAAAAAGAGCAACUGGAGCAGAUGCUGGUUGAAGGACUCUCAGACCUUGAAUAUGACAAUUUUCUGCUAGUUAUGGAGAGGCUCGUUUCUUUACCUAACUCGUACAGACAAAAAGAAUUUAUUGAAAAAUACCGUAAGCCACUAGUGUCUCAAAAAUUUGCCUUAGAGAUCCCAAAACCUGCUUAUGAUGCUAAAGGCAGAGCCUUUGUUACAACAUAUGAAUGCUUAAGAAAAAAAGCAAGAGGCGAUGUCACUAUAAGGUCACCGGGAACAGGUAAAAUUACAAUAAAUGGAAAAGAUUUAACUUAUUUUGAGGACAUACAGCCUAGGGAACAGGUUAUGUUUCCUUUAGUAUUCACAGGGCUCCAGGACCGUGUGGAUGUGGAAUGUAAUGUUGAGGGUGGGGGUACUUCAGGCCAGUCAGGAGCAAUCAGGUGGGGGAUUGCAUGGGGUCUCCGCAGCUUUGUGGACAAAGACAUGUUGGAGAAGAUGCAGGUGGCAGGCCUACUGACGCGUGACCAUCGCCGCCGUGAGCGCAAGAAGCCUGGGCAGCCAGGAGCUAGGAAAAAGCCUACUUGGAAGAGGCGUUAAUUUGUUUUAGAUUUAAAUAAAAAUAGUAUGAGUAAAUGUAACUUUAUUACAA
This is a messenger RNA of Cydia pomonella (codling moth), 3624 nucleotides long. It is a transcript of the gene mRpS9, whose product is annotated as small ribosomal subunit protein uS9m. Gene Ontology annotation, biological process: translation. Gene Ontology annotation, molecular function: structural constituent of ribosome; RNA binding. The record is from RefSeq and is a predicted model, not a curated record. Lineage: Eukaryota; Metazoa; Arthropoda; Insecta; Lepidoptera; Tortricidae. Gene Ontology annotation, cellular component: mitochondrial small ribosomal subunit; ribosome. Bases 2367 to 3572 code for a protein of 401 amino acids. The transcript has a single exon.